Molecule: messenger RNA, 13958 nt
Organism: Acanthopagrus latus (yellowfin seabream)
Lineage: Eukaryota; Metazoa; Chordata; Actinopteri; Spariformes; Sparidae
Gene: lrp2b
Product: low density lipoprotein receptor-related protein 2b
Exons: 79
Coding region: 1-13611 (4536 amino acids)
Molecular function (GO): protein binding; calcium ion binding
Source: RefSeq, a predicted model, not a curated record
AUGCCAACGGGUGACAGGACCUGCAGCUCAGACCAGUUCAGCUGCCAGGAGGGUCAGUGUAUCCCGGGCACAUACAGGUGUGACCAUGUAAAGGACUGUGUGGACGACUCUGAUGAGAGGAACUGCGACUAUCCACAGUGCAGUGAGAAGACGUGUGCAAAUGGGGCUUGUUACAAGAAUUCUCAGCACUGCAAUGGGCUGCAGGACUGCAGAGACGGCUCUGAUGAAUUCAACUGCACAACACAACACUGUCCCAUACACCAGUUUGAAUGUGCAAAUGGCUACUGUUUGCCACUUUCCUUUGUGUGUGACCACUGGGAUGACUGUGGGGACGGCAGUGAUGAGCAAGGCUGUGUGUAUGAGAGCUGUAGCGGCAAUCAGUUCACGUGUUCCAGUGGCCGUUGUAUUCCUCAGCGCUGGGUUUGUGACCAGUUCAACGACUGUGGGGAUUUCAGUGAUGAGAGAGGAUGUGAUAGUAACUCCCGAGACUGUUACCCUGGUGAGUGGGGCUGCCCUGGCUCGACGGCAUGUAUAGCAAUAGGCAAAGUUUGUGAUGGCAAACCCGACUGUCCUGGAGGAACAGAUGAGACCAACUCCACAGCACAGGAAACAUGCAGCUUGGAUCGGUGUUCAGCCUUGAGCUGCGAGUACCACUGUCAUGAGUCUCCUCAGGGAGGUACUUGCUACUGCCCUGAUGGCUAUGCUGUAGCUAAUGACAGUCGUUCCUGUGUAGACUACGAUGACUGUCAGAUCUGGGGCAUCUGUGACCAGCUGUGUGAAGAUCGUCCUGGGACACACCACUGUAGCUGUGCUAAUGGAUACUUCUUGGAGCAGGGUCAUGUCUGCAAGGCCAACGUGUCAGACGGACUGCCACAGCUAAUUUUCACAAACGGGGGUGAUGUGAUGAUGGCUGAUAUACACGGACGCUUUGUCAGAACUCUGGUGCCGGCUCAGGGCAAAGGUUAUGCUGUAGGAGUUGCAACCCACUGGAACAGCGGAAAAGUCUUCUGGAGUGAUAUAGACACCAAAAAGGUAUACUCUGCCAACUUCAACGGGGGUGACAUUAAGGAGGUUCUGACGACUGCAGUCCUCCAUGUCCAAAAUCUCGCUGUGGACUGGAUCAACUUCAAACUCUAUGUCUUAGAGGCCAGGAUGGAGCGUAUCGACAUGUGCAACUUUGAUGGAGGUCAUCGGGUCACGCUGGUGGCUGAAAACCUGCAGAAUCCUCAUGGCCUCGCCCUGGACCCUACAGUUGGCUACAUGUUCUUCACGGACAUGGGAGAAAGAGAUGAGCAGAUGAAGCUUGAGCGUGCUUUUAUGGACGGCAGUAACCGAUUUGAGCUAGUGAAGACCAGACUCGGCAUUCCAACAGGAAUCACCCUAGAUAUUGUCACCCAGAGGGUCUACUGGUCUGAUAGCCACUUUGACACAGUGGAGACUGUCACAUACAGCGGUUUGCACAGGAAAAUAGUCCUCAAUGGUGCAACCCAGGCUCCGCAUCCUUUUGGAAUUGCUGUGUUUGAAAACCAUGUAUUCUUCACUGACUGGGCUAAGAUGGGUGUGAUAAGAACCAACCGCUUCAACGGCAGCAACCCAUCGCUUAUCUAUCGGACUGCAAAUCAACCGGGCCAUGUUGUGGUCUCACACCCUGUCUUGCAACCUGUUGUGAUGAACCCUUGCGGCAGACACAACGGUGGCUGUCAGCAGAUCUGUGUAUUGAGUCACCGCACCGACAAUGAUGGUCUUGGCUUCCGCUGCAAGUGUCACCAUGGUUACGACCUACAACCCGACCGCCAUUCCUGCUUCAAGGUGAAGGACUUCCUGAUGAUAGCCACCACUCUGGGGGUGCGGGGAAUUCCACUGAACUUGUCCCUCCAGGAGGACAUCACUCUGCCCCUCUCAGGGUUUGGGGCAUCAUUCGCUGGUUCUGCUGUGGAGUUUGAUGGCAGCGAAGGCUCCAUUUUCUACAACGACAGGUCCAGAGGCCUUGUCUAUAAGUCGAACCUCAAUGGCACUGUCCAACAGAUUCUGACGGGCUACAGAGUCGGAUCGAUAGACGCCAUGGCUUAUGACUGGACCUCCAAAGUCUUGUUUUGGACCACGAGCACCUACAGAUCCGUGGUGGCCUACAGAAUUACAGACAAAUCCAGACGAGAUAUUGCGACGGGAUUGAGGUACCCAAAAGGAAUCUCAGUGCAUCCUGGUGCUGGCUUCUUGUUUUGGUCUGACUGGUACCGUCCAGCGGUCAUAAUGAGAGCGUUCACAGAUGGCAGCAAUGCUAUUCCAAUAGUCAACACAACACUGGGAACGCCGUAUGGACUCGCUAUUGAUUAUGUGACAAACAGGUUGUAUUGGGUGGAUGCCGAAUUGAAGCAGGUUGGUCACAUUAGCAUUUACGGAACUGACAGACAGACGUUUACCAAUCUUGGCCAGAUCACUCAACCCUUCUCUCUUACAAUUUAUACAGACUACCUAUAUGUGUCUGACACAAGGACCAGAGGAAUAUUUGAGAUGAGGAAAAGGGAUGGAGGAGGAAACAUAAUGAUCAGACAAGGAAUCACUGGCAUCAUGAAUAUCAAAGCCUACACAGCUGACCUUCACAGCACGAUCACCAGCCAGUGCAAUAUAUUGCCCAACGGGCGCUGCAGCCACUUCUGUUUCCCAACUCCCUCCUACGGUCGAGUGUGCGGCUGUCCGUAUGGUAUGAAACUCCAGGUCAAUCAGAGAGACUGCAUCAAGGAUGAUUCUGUUCCCCCACCUGACACCAGCUGUGGCGACCAAGCCUUUGCAUGUGAUGAAGGCCACUGCACACCCCUCUCUCAGCGCUGUGAUGGAAUUGCUGAUUGUUUUGAUAAGACUGAUGAGGCCAACUGCACAGAUACAGGAGCGACCUGCUCUCCAUGGGCUUUCACCUGCAACAACAAGCACUGCAUCCGGUCCAGUUGGCGCUGUGAUGGCAUGGAUGACUGCGGCGACGGCUCUGACGAAGCAAACUGUCCCACUGGAGUCCCUAAAACCUGUGCCUCCAACUACUUUACCUGCGAGAACAACAGGUGUAUCUCUAAAUCAUGGCUGUGUGACGGUAUGAAUGACUGCGGUGAUGGCUCUGAUGAACACAACUGCAACUCAACAAUCACUACAUGCCCUCCUAACUACUUCCUGUGUCCUGACCACCGCUGUCUCCACUUCUCCUAUGUGUGUGAUGGAGACCAGGACUGCCUGGAUGGUUCUGAUGAGAAAAACUGUGAGUUUACCUGUGCCUCCUAUGAGUUUGCCUGUGCCAGUGGGGACCAGUGUGUUAGUUCCGUGUAUGAGUGUGAUGGAGUGUUCGACUGCAGGGACCACUCUGAUGAACGAGACUGUCCCACUCGAGGGCCAGGCCUCUGCCAUGAUGAUGAGUUCCAGUGCCAGACUGACGGAUUCUGCAUACCAGACAAUUGGGAGUGCGACGGCCAUCCAGACUGUGAGGAUGGAUCAGACGAACACAACUCCUGUGGGCCUGUCACCUGCAGAUCCAACUAUUUCCAGUGUGCCAACAAGCUGUGCAUCCCAACAUACUGGGUGUGUGACGGUGACAAUGACUGCAGGGACAUGAGUGAUGAGCAGAACUGCCCCACCCCUCCAUUUCGCUGUCCAUCUGACCAGUGGCAGUGCCCCGGAGACCUGCUGUGCAUUGACCUGGACAAGGUGUGCAACGGCCAGAGGGAUUGCCCUAAUGGAGCGGAUGAGUCACCCAUCUGCAACCAAGAUGACUGUGCACUGAACAACGGGGGCUGCAGUGACGGCUGCAUUCAAGGACCAUACGGGGCUCAGUGUACCUGUCACCCAGGAUAUCAGCUCCUUAAUGACUCCAAGACCUGUGAAGACAUCAACGAGUGUCUGAUUCCGGGUUUCUGCAGCCAGCAGUGCUUCAACGAGAGGGGAACCUUCAGGUGCUCCUGCUCACAUGGUUACCUCCUCGAGCCUGAUGGACGCACCUGCAAAGCUACAAACAACGUAGCAGCUGUACUUAUGGUUGCAAGACGUAACCAGAUCAUCGCCCAGCGGAUCAACGUGAGACCACCCCUGAUACAUCCAGUGGUCAGCGGUUCAAGCAUUGUGACUGUAGACUUUGAUCACAUCACUUCCAGAAUCUACUGGGCUGAUGCCUCGCAGAAGAAAAUAAUGAGUUCCUACGACAAUGGCACAGACAUACGGGAAAUGUUCUCCUCUGGUCUGAUGGAACCAGAGACUAUAGCUGUGGACUGGGUGGCUCGGAACCUUUACUGGACCGACUCUGUCAUGGAGAACAUUGAGGUUUCUACUCUGGACGGUCGCUUUCGGAAAGUCCUCCUCACCAAAAAUAUCACCCGUCCCCGCGGACUAGUUUUAGACCCCCGUAACUACACCAACCUGAUGUUCUGGUCGGACUGGGGUCAGAACCCCAGGAUUGAGCGGGCCAACAUGAAUGGAGCCAUGAGACAAGUCAUUGUCAAGGAUAAGGUCUACUGGCCCAAUGGCCUGACCCUGGACUACACCACACGCAGGGUCUACUUUGCUGAUGCCUACCUCAAGUACAUUGACUACUGUGACUAUGAUGGCAAAAACCGCUAUCAGGUCAUGGCAAGUGACAUGGUUCUCCAGCACCCACACAGUAUGACCAUCUUCGAGGAUAGCAUCUACUGGUCAGAGCGCUACACCAGCAAGGUAAUGAGGACCAACAAGUUCCACGGUGGCAAUGUCACCAUUAUGCUGAACAAUGUGUACCAGCCCAUGGGCAUCGUUAUGGACCAUCCCAUCAAACAGCCUGCAGGCCUCAACCCAUGCAAAGACCACCCGUGCACUCAGCUGUGCCUGCUGUCAGGCCUGAGACCCAGAUACUACAAUUGUGACUGUCAGUCUGGCUGGAAGCUUGAUGUGGACAAACGCACUUGUGUCAAAGAUGAGACUCCCUUCUUGAUGGUGGUGAGAGAUUCAGUGAUCUUUGGCAUUCCUCUGGACCCCACUGACACUUCAAACAACGCAAUGACUCCUGUGUCGGGCAUCACCAAAGGGCGGGACAUUGACUUUGAUGACCAGGAGCAGCUUGUCUAUUGGGUGCAGAGCACUGGUUCUAUAUGGCAAGUGAAAACCAGUGGAACCAAUAGGUCUGAGUUUGCUCCAGCUGCUCUCAUGGGCUCACCAUCCGGACUGGCUUUUGACUGGAUAGGCCGAAUAAUGUAUUACACCAAUCCCACUGUUAAAUCCAUAGAGGUUAUCCGUGUGGAUGGAAAUGAGCACUACAGGAAGACCCUCAUCACCUCCACUGGUAAACCAGAGGGAGUAGGAGAGCCUGUUGGAAUUGCCCUCGAUCCAGUCAGAGGGAGAUUGUUUUGGACAGACAAGGGCUCAGAUGGUGGAGUUCCUCCAAAGGUUGGCAGUGCUCAGAUGGACGGAGGAAAUGUCACCAACCUCUACACAGGAAAUCUGGUUAACAUAGGAUUCAUCGCUGCUGACAUCUCCACCCAAAAACUGUACUGGGGCGUGGCGGGCUCAGGAGUGAUCGAGUCUGGCACCAUGGAUGGAGUAACUCGAGUAACAGUGGUGAGUGGCCUGUCCCAUCCGUGGGGGCUGGCGAUUCAUGAGAAUCACCUUUACUACACCGACCUGGACUAUGAGGUCAUCGAGAGGGUGGACAAGGACUCUGGUGCCAACAUGGUAGUGAUGAGGAGCGGCAUGUCUGGCCUCCAUGCCAUCAAAGUGCAUGCCAGAGACAACUCAGCAGGGACUACUAACGCCUGCAGCUCCAACAACGGCGGCUGCCCCCACCUCUGCCUGCCCAAGCCAAACAAUGAGAAGACCUGUGCCUGCACCACAGGCUUUUACCUGUCUCAUGAUGGCACCAGAUGUGAACAGUAUGAAUCUUUCGCUGUAGUCUCCACCUCCAAGUAUGUCUGUGGUUUCCACAUAAACAGCUCGGACCACUCUGAGGCUAUGGUGCCUGUCGGUGGACCUACCUACUCCGUUAAGACCAAGUUGGACCUCCAUUUUGAGUCUGGCUUUGUAUACUGGGCUGACAACAGCACCUCCACCACAUACAGGGGCAUCUUCAGGGCGAAAACAGAUGGAGGGUCUUACAGGAGUGUCAUCACCUCAGGAAUUGGAAGAGGUGGCAUCCAUGGCCUCGCUGUAGACUGGAUUGCAGGUAACUUAUACUUCACAAAUGUCUUUGAGAGCCAGACCUACCUGGAGGUCCUUGCCAUAAACACCAGCUUCCGAAUGAUUCUCCUCAAGUCCACCAACGACCAGCCCCGUGACCUGGCUGUCAGCCCCAAGCUUCGCUAUCUCUUCUGGACUGAUUAUGGCCAAACACCCAAGAUUGAGCGGGCCCUGCUGGAUGGCACCAACCGCACUGUGUUGGCAUCAGAAAGCCUAGUGUCACCACGUGGCCUUAUCGUUGAUUACACCAACAAUUUCCUCUACUGGACAGACGAUGCUCUAGAUAUGAUCUCCCGAAUGGCCGCAGACGGAACACAGAGAGAGAUUAUCCGGUAUGGCAGUCGGUAUCCGUCUCCAACAGGACUGGCUAUAUUUGGAAACAACAUGCUGUGGGUGGAUAAAAAGCUUGGGAAGCUCUUCCAGGCCAGCAAGGACCCUGCCAAUUCCACCCAGCCAGAGGUAAUUCGAGACAGUCUUGAUCAGCCAAUGGACGUUGUCAUCUUUGACGUUCAUGUCCAGCCUACGUCUGCCCACCAGGUGGGCUUCAACCCAUGUCACGAAGAUAACGGGCGGUGCCAGCAGCUCUGCUUUGCCAUACCAGACCAGGAAAAACCAAAAUGUGGUUGUGCACAUGGGUCACUCCUUAGUAAUGGAGUCACAUGUGGUUACGGCCUAGAUGAGUUUCUAAUUUUCACCACAGACUACACACUGAGUAGCUUGAGGUUAGACCCUGCAGAUCAUAGCACCCCCUAUCCACCGGUGAGCCUGGGCUAUGGCUUAAUGGGUUUGGAUUACAACUUUGAGGAGAAGCGAAUUUUCUUCACCCAGUAUGCGGGGUAUGGUCGGAGCAGAAUUGGAUCCAUCAUCACGACAUCAGCCAGCAGCCCUCCUGUCUUUUUAGCUACAGAUUUGGAUGACCCAGAAGGAUUGGCAUAUGACUGGGUCCACAAGCGUCUCUACUUCACUGACUACUAUGCCCAGAAUGUUCAGUCCAUGGGGAUGGAUGGGACGAACCGCUCAAUUGUCGCCCAUGGAUACCGUCCGAGAGCCAUCAUUGUCGACCCCUGCUAUGGUUACCUGUACUGGACUGACUGGGGCUAUCCAGCUAAGAUUGAGAGGGCCACACUGGGUGGAAAUUUCCGCACCGAAAUCAUCAACAGCGGCCUUACAACACCCAAUGGCCUGUCUCUGGAUUAUGAAGAAAGGAUGCUCUACUGGGCUGAUGCCUCAACAAAAAAGAUUGAGCGCUGCAAUCUUAAUGGUGAGAACCGACAAGUGAUCCUCCAGGGGGUCCAGUACCCGUACGCCAUGACUGUCUUCCAACAGGACAUCUUCUGGACCGACUGGUCUGAGAGAGCUUUGUUUAGGGCUGCGAAGGAUGAUGGCUCUGGCCUCACAGUGAUGGCUCAGGAAAUGCAGUACCGUCCCAACGACAUCCAUGUUUAUACCAGAUCUAAGCAGGAGAGCUGCUCCAGCUUCUGUCAGCAGUUCAACGGAGGCUGCAGUCAUGUCUGUGUUUCCGGUCCAUCAGGUCCAGAGUGCCAGUGUCCUCAUGAGGGGAAGUGGUACCUGGCCAACAAUGGCAAAGACUGCAUCAAAGACACAGGAAGCCGCUGUCAGCCAGAGCAGUUCACGUGCCUCAACGGUAAUUGCAUCUCUUCGCAUUGGAAGUGUGACGGCGUAAACGACUGCCAGGAUAACACGGAUGAGCUGGAGAGAGUGUGCGCCUUCCACACCUGCUCAUCCAUUGACUUCACCUGUGACAAUGGCCGCUGUGUGCGGCUCUCAUAUGUGUGUGACUACACAAAUGACUGUGGUGACAACAGCGACGAGCGAGGUUGUCCCUUCCCUACCUGUAAUCCUGCCUCUGAGUUCACCUGUGCCAACGGGCGCUGCAUCAGUGCAGACUUCGUCUGUAAUGGCAUCAAUGACUGUAGAGACAACGCCUCUGAUGAAAUCAACUGCCCUGACAGGACAUGUCCUGAUGGCCGGAUCAAGUGUGACCACACCAACAUCUGCAUCUUCCCUGAAAACCUGUGUGAUGGCUACAACAACUGUGGAGACAACAGUGAUGAGAAUCCUCUCUUCUGUGCGGGUCGUACAUGCCCUCCGGACCAGUUCCGUUGCGAUGAGGGGAAGUGUAUCCCUACCUCGUGGGUAUGUGACUCCAUCCACGACUGCCGUGAUGGGACAGAUGAACCUCCUACUUGUGAGGAUAUAAUCAGAACCUGCAGUUCAGGCCAGUUCACAUGUACAAAUGGAAACUGCAUUCCUGCGUCAAUGGUCUGUGAUGGCAACAAUGACUGCUGGGACAGUAGCGAUGAGGCUGUUGAGCUACAGUGUGGCCAGCGUACCUGCAGUUCAGGCCAGUUCACCUGCCCGACCUGGCACCCAGGCCACCCACGUUGUAUACCAUUAAGUUUUGUAUGUGAUGGGGACAAAGACUGUGCCAACGCAGCUGAUGAGCUCCAGAACUGCCCCAACCGUACUUGCCAUAUGAACGAGUUUGCCUGUUCCAACGGGCUCUGCAUCCUCAUCCCCUACCACUGUGACCGUGUGAACGACUGCGGGGAUGGCAGUGAUGAGUUGGGCUGUACUUAUGACACCUGCAGCAGCAACGAGUUCACCUGCGGUAACGGAGCCUGCAUCCCUUCCGCCUACACCUGUGACGGCGCGAGUGACUGUCUGGAUGGUUCAGAUGAGGCUGACAGCUUGUGCAUCAAGCCCCAGCCCACCUGUUCUCCUCAGCAUUACAUGUGCAAGUCAGGCGAGUGCAUUGACAUCGCUAAGGUGUGCAACGGGCAGAAGGACUGCCGGGAUGAAAGCGACGAAAAAGGCUGUGGAAUCAAUGAGUGCAACAACCCAUCAAUCCACAUGUGUGCCCAGAUCUGCACCGACACCCUCACCGGGUACUACUGCUCCUGCGAGCCUGGCUACCAACUCAUGCCAGAUGGCAAAGCCUGCGAGGACAUUAACGAGUGUGUUAGCACGCCCGCUGUCUGCAGCCAGAUCUGCGAGAACGCUGUUGGCUCAUACCACUGCAAAUGUGCCCCAGGGUACAUCCGUGAAGCGGACGGACGCACCUGUCGUCAGAACAGUGGCAUUGACCCGUACGUGUUGUACACCAAUCGCUACUACAUCCGCAAAGUGAGCACUGACGGCUCACAGCUGAGUAUAGUCCUGCAAGGGCUGUCCAAUGUGGUGGCGUUAGAUUUUGACGAUGCUGAGAAGAGGUUUUACUGGCUGGAUACAGGGACGGGAACAAUUGAGAGGAUGCGUCUCGACGGGACUGACAGGGAGACACUGGCGGAUGAUGACCUUUUGGGAGCUGAGGGUCUGGCAUUGGACUGGGUGGGCAGGAAGCUGUACUGGUCUGACUCUUAUUACGGCUCACUUCACGUGAUGGAGCUGGAUGGGCGUUACCAGAAGAAGCUGCUGACAGGAAAGUUCACAGAUGGGAAUACCACCUAUAUCAUCAGCCGACCUCGUGCUGUGGUUGUUAACCCUAAAUAUGGAUGGCUAUACUGGACGGACUGGGGUGACACAGCGUAUAUCGGCAGAGCUGGCAUGGACGGCACCAAUGUUAGUGCCAUCAUCACCACCAAGCUGGAGUGGCCCAAUGCUCUGACCAUAGACUACACCACCAACAAGAUCUUCUUUGCUGAUUCCCACCUUAACUUUCUGGACUUUGCAGACAUGGAUGGCCAGAACCGACACCGGGCCAUCGCUGGCACACUUCCCCAUGUUUUUGCAGUUUCCCUGUUUGAGGACUGGGUUUACUGGACCGACUGGAACACACACACAGUGGAGAAGGCCCACAAGUACACAGGCGAAGAGCGCACACUCAUGGGCAACAACACACAUCGGCCCUCUGACAUUCACGUCUACCACCCCUACAGACAGCCGCGCAGUGUGAACCCCUGCUCCUCUCAUCACCUGACCUGCAGCCACUUGUGUCUGAUUCGCCCUGGUGGGCAGGAAGCUUUCUGCGAGUGUCCAGAUCACUUCAUCGGUCUCUCUGUGGGCUUCAAGAUCCAGUGUGUCGCCGACUGCUCCAGCACUCAGUUCCGCUGUGGGGACAAUGAGAAGUGUGUUCCUAUAUGGUGGAAGUGCGACGGCCAGUCAGAUUGUGGCGAUGGCUCGGAUGAACCUGAUACCUGCCCUCCCCGCGUUUGCCCCAUUGGCAUGUUCCAGUGUCGGGAUGGAAACUGCACUUACCCCGGCUUCAUCUGCGACGCUCACCCUGACUGCCCUGACAGUUCAGACGAGGAUGCGGCUCUCUGCAGUGACCACCGAUGCGAGGAUAACCAAUUCCAGUGUAAAAACAAGAAGUGCAUCCCUGUGUCCUAUCUCUGCGAUGGUUUCGAAGACUGUUCAGAUGGCAGUGAUGAGGUCACAGAGACUUGUUCCCAGUUGACCUGCCCUCCAGGACAGUUCAAGUGUAACAACGGGCGCUGUUUGCCAUUGAGCUACGUCUGUGAUGCCCAGGAUGACUGUGGGGAUGCAUCUGAUGAGCCAUAUGAAACCUGCAUGGGUCCAGACUACAAGUGUGAUGAAACUGAGUUCUCCUGCAAGACAAACUACCGCUGUAUCCCUCAGUGGGCCCGCUGUGACGGCACAAAUGACUGCCUCGACAACAGCGACGAGCAAGGCUGUGAGGACGUGACCUGUGAUCCCCUGGGAGAUUUCCGAUGUGACAACCAUCGCUGUGUUCCCAUUCGCUGGCAGUGUGAUGGCACCAAUGACUGUGGUGACGGCUCAGAUGAGAGGGACUGCCAGCCAAGGCCUUGCUCUGAAAGUGAGUUUAGAUGUGACGGCGGACUGUGCAUCCCUGGAACCUGGGUGUGCGACCAUAAGAAUGACUGCGGGGACAACUCCGAUGAGCGGGACUGUGAGCUGCUGACGUGUCGUCCAGGUUAUUUCCAAUGUGACUCGGGUCACUGUAUCCCUGAGGCUCUGGAGUGUGAUGGCCGGCCUGAUUGUCAAGACCUGUCAGAUGAGACCAGCUGUCCUACUCGUUACCCAGGAGGCCGUUGGUGCCCUCAGGAUGAGUUCCAGUGUACAAACCGUCUGUGUGUGAGCCAGAGCUGGGUGUGCGAUGGCAUCGACGACUGUGGGGAUCGCUCUGACGAACAGCUCAGUUUGUGCUUGAACGUCACUUGUGAGAGUCCUGGACGCUUCCGCUGUAAGAACAACUACUGUAUCUUCAGCGGCCUGCUGUGCAACCAGAAGGACGACUGUGGAGACAACAGUGACGAAGAGGAGGAACUCUGCCGCGAGCCUACGCUGCCCCCCUGUACACUGGAGGAGUUCAAAUGCACCAACGGACACUGUGUGGCUCUGCCGUACGUGUGUGACCACAAUGACAACUGUGGGGACCGCACGGACGAAUUAGGCUGCAAUUUCGGCAAUGAUCGCAACUGUGAGGAGAAGCUGUGCCAGCAGGAGUGCACCAACUUGAACGGCACCGGCUUCAUCUGCUCCUGUAGGCCAGGAUACAUAGUGGACCAAGACAACACCUUCACCUGCAAGGACAUCAAUGAGUGCGACGUUUUUGGCACCUGUCCUCAACUCUGUAAGAACACCAAGGGUAGCUACGACUGCGAGUGUGCCCCCGGCUACAGAAAAGUGGGUGACGGCAACAUGUGCGAGGCUGAGGGAUCGGCUCCCCUGCUGCUGCUACCGGAGAACAUCCGUAUCCGUAAGUUCAACCUGCAGGCGGAGACCUUCCACGACUUCCUGGAAGAAGAGGAGCAUAUCAUGGCUCUGGACUACGACUUUGACCACAACAACACUGGAUUCAGUAUGGUGUACUUCACUGUCGCCAGCCAGGGUGCUGCACGAGGUGCCAUUAAGAGAGCGUACAUACCUUCAGUGGAUGAUGGCAGUAACAACAUCGCUGUUGCUGUCGACCUCGGCAUCAGAUACAUCACCACACCAGACGGCAUAGCUGUGGACUGGGUGGGAAGGAAUCUUUACUGGGCAGACUCCAAGCUGAGGAGGAUAGAGGUGGCCAUGUUGGAUGGACGCUACAGGAAGCACUUGGUCAAGACUGAACUGGGCCACCCGUCAGCUGUGGCAGUCAACCCACGACUGGGGAUGUUGUACUGGGCGGACCGUGGAGACGGUGCAGCUAAGAUCGAGUGUUCUUGGCUGGAUGGCCAGGAGAGGAAGGUCCUAGUGGGCGAUGGCCUCGGUUGGCCCACUGGCCUUUCAAUUGACUUUGCCAAUGGUGACAGAAUCUACUGGUCUGAUUCCAAGGAAAGUCGCAUUGAGUCUGUUCUGCCUUCAGGAGAUGGGCGUCAAACUGCCGUCUACAUAGAUGUGAGAAAUCCUUUCAGUGUUUCUGUGUUCGAGGACCACGUUUAUUGGAGCACUCAGGAGAAAGGUGAGGUUUACCGGCAGGACAAGUUCGGCAAGGGAGUGAAAACCAAGCUGCUGACUGUUGGACCGUGGCUGACCCAGGUUUCUGUGUACCAGCAGCAGAGAUACAACUCCAUUGACAUGAAGAAUCCGUGUAAGGGAACCUGCAGCCACUUGUGUUUGCUCCGACCAGGAGGUUACAGCUGCGCCUGCCCUGAGGGCACCAGCUUUGUUCCAGGCAGUCACACUGAAUGUGAUGCUGGAUUUGAUCCACCGCCCACCAUGCCUCCUCCAUGUCAGUGUCAAAAUGGAGGCACCUGCUACUUUGACGACAACCAGGCUCUCUGCAUAUGUCCUUCAGACUGGAUGGGAGAUUACUGCCAGAUAAACAAGAACAGCAUUGUUGCAACUUCAGUUGGAAUAGCGAUCGGGGUGACAGUAGUGAUUUUGGCUCUGCUGGUUGCGCUGGUCUGUCUUGCCAGGAAGAAGUCCAACCUGAUGGAGACGCUACGUAACAACAUGCCCAGCAUGCCCAGUAUGCCAUCCAUGCCCUCUAUGCCAUCUAUGCCCUCGAUGCCGUCCAUGCCCAACCUGCCAAGCUUCAGAAAGGGUGUGUCUCCUAAUGGGUUGGAUACAGACGAGUGUGGAACAAGGGUGAACGGUGAACCGGUUCCCUGUAUGUCAGUGUCCAUGGUGGACACAAAGGGAAAUAAUUUUGAGAACCCUGCAUAUGAAGCUGGAGAAAAACCUCUGACAACAAACGAGAUGGCAACAGCCACCUCUGCUCCUGUUGGAACAAACAAGGAGUACAUUGAUAACCCUUUGUACCUAGAACAAGUUCAAGUUCAAGUUCCAGACAAGCCAAAAAGAAGUGCAAACACGCCUCCUGCUGCUGCCAACGAGGAGUCUUUUGAGAACCCAGCUUACAGCUCAGACACAGAAGAUGUUGACUUCAGUUCUGCCAAACCAGCUGCUUCCAGCACACAGCAGUUUGAGCCCAUCGGAGAUGACAGUUUUGUGUCUUUCAAAAAUCCCACAUACCCGGACACAUUUCCAGAUUCUGAAAUUUGAUGUGACUUCUACAUCAGAGAUCAGACUUAACUGCACUUCAGGACUGAAACUUUCAACAUUCAUGUUCAUCGGAGGAUGUAGCACUACUGAAGUAACAGAACAGAACAAAUCAAACCAAGUCAGUUUGUAAAGGGAAAUAUAUUUUCUUUCACCUUCAAUUUCUGUAACUAUUAUUGUAUACAAAAACUAAUUAGAUCUAAUUUAAUGUAACUAGUAUGAGAAUUAUUCAAUAAUAAUACAAAGUGAAUAGGAAUGAAUUUGUGCUCGGUUUAUGGUGAGUUUGUUUUAUAUUUGUAUGUAAAUGUUGAUUGUAAGAUAAUUGAAAAUUAAAAAUUCUUCUGUUGUCA